UCAAAUCUUUCAAAUAAAGACGAUGAUGCUUCUCUGAGAAUACACGCAGGAAUAGGAAUAAAAGAAGAAGAUUCGAAGAUUGACGUUGACGUUGACAAGAAUUCGACAGUAUUUACAGUCUUGUUUAGUUAUAAUUUAUAUUUUUGAGUAUUUUAAUGUAAUAAACAGAACAUGUAAGAAGUGAAUAAUGUGAUUAAGUAAAAGAACGAUGGUUUUUCAUCGCCAUACAUAAAUUAUGGGCGACCACCAGUGGUACUAUGACAACUUAAACUAUCCUCCACCUACACAAGCUCAAUACAAUCCCCACAUUCCACCCCAAUCUAGCCACUCUUAUACGCAGUGGUCUCAAUCGCAACAGACAUCUACGAACGUCUACAGUUAUCCUCCAGUUCCUUCGUACCCUCCUCCUCCAAUUCCUGCAUCUUAUAUACCAUCAUCUUCUGGAGUCACCCAACAACAACACUUCGACUACAGAUAUUCGCACUUGCAGUCCCAAUAUCAAACUACAGGCAGUGUUAACGAUUAUACGAAAGAUCUAGAAAACUACAGAUAUAUAAAAUCAAGAGUAACUGAAACUGAGACUGAAUUUAUUCGAAUUUCUGAGAAAUCCAGGGAAAGAAAAUAUAGGUCUCCAUCGCCUAGUAGAUAUAGAAGAUCCCGCAGCAGAGAUAGGGACCGCUAUGGUAGAAAACGAAGUGUAGAUAAAAAGAGACGAUAUUCCCGAGAUAGGAGUCGUUCCAGAUCAAGUACCAGGUCCAGAUCACGUGGCCGAUCUAGAUACAGCCAAAGACGUAGAAGUAGAAGCCGCAGUUAUGAAUACAAACGACGACGAAGAUCUAGAACUAGAACGCCAUCUAGAGGACAUUCGAGAUACAGGAGUCCUUCAAUAAAAAGAUCAAAGAAGCCCACACCCUCUGAAAUACCAUCCGAGUCCGAAAGAGACCAACUCCUUUCGAAAUGGCGCAAGAACUACUGCUCAACCAAGCAACAACUCUCCGACAAACUGGAGGAGCUAGCUUCCAUGACUGUCGAAGAUAUUCUAGAAAACGAGAAAAACAUCUGGACGCGUUCGACACCAGCUGAACUGUAUUACCAGAGAGACCUGGAAAAGCCGACGGUAGUGAAUGCUACGCAGAAGCUCAAACAGCUGUGUGAUGAGUUUGAGGAGGGCUUGGUGACGAGGGCGAGGAAGGUGAACGCAAAGAAACCGAAGUAUGUGCCUCCUCCAAGGAAGAAUAGAGCUAGAUUAUGUAAACACAAAACUGAAGCUCAGAGCAGCUCCGAUAGUUCGGACGCGGAUAUAACCGACGAAGAAGACUGUACAAUGGAAGAACUACAAAGAAAGCAGCAGCAUCCUGACCGACUUCACCCGGAAAUGUGGUUUAAUGAGCCUGGCGAAAUGAACGACGGUCCCUUGUGCCGCUGCUCUUUAAAAUCCAAGAAGUCCGGCAUACGUCACGGUAUCUAUCCAGGCGAACAGCAUUUGCCACCGUGCGAGAUGGACUCGAAUAACGCCAACAGGUUGUUUCAUUACCGCAUCACGAUAUCUCCCCCGACGAACUUUUUGAUCAAGACUCCCACCAUCAUACAUUUCGAUGAGCACGAGUUCAUCUUUGAGGGAUUUUCCAUGUUUUCGCAUCAUCCUCUAGAAAAACUACCAAAUUGCAAGGUUAUCCGUUUUAAUAUUGAGUACACUAUUUUAUACAUAGAAGAAAGAAUACCCGAGAAUUUUACCGUGCGUGAGCUGGAAUUGUUCACCGAAUUUCUCUUCCACGAAAUCCUGGAACUGGUCGACUUAGACUUCAAAGCCGCUGGUGACAAAGAGGGUUGCUCCCAGUUCCAUUUCCUGCCGAGAUUCGUUCGAGAACUUCCAGAAAAAGGAAAAGAAAUUUUGUGCAUGAGCCAAGUACUGAAAUAUCUGUUGAACAGCUCAGUACCUCUGAUGAAAGCUGACGAUUUGGGUAAAAUGAUGGAGAUGACUCAGAACGAAUGGCAGAGUUACGCCGAUGAAAUUAAGGGUAUGGUAGUGACUUAUCCAGGAAAAAAACCUUGCUCUGUUAGAGUGGACCAGUUGGACCGAAACGUAGACGAACAGAUCGAAGGGAAUUAUACAUUUCCAGAGAUUGUUCACUUUGGAAUUAGACCUCCACAGCUCAGUUAUGCGGGAAAUCCGGAUUAUCAAAAAGCUUGGAGAGACUAUGUCAAAUUUCGCCAUCUACUGGCCAACAUGUCAAAACCCACCUACGAGGAUAAACGAAAGCUGGAAGCCAAAGAGAACAAGCUGCAAGAAAUGCGUACGCAAGGGAAGAUGAAGAGAGACGUGACUGUGGCUGUAUCGGCUGAGGGAUUUUACAGAACAGGAAUCAUGUGUGAUAUUAUUCAGCAUGCGAUGUUGAUUCCGGUACUAGUUUGCCAUCUGCGGUUUCACCACUCUCUAAACGUCCUGGAAGAGAAGGUUAAAUACAAAUUCAAGAACCGUGCCCUUCUCCAGCUAGCUCUAACCCAUCCGUCGUACAAAGAAAAUUUUGGUACCAAUCCAGAUCACGCCCGGAACAGUUUGACUAAUUGCGGGAUUCGACAACCUGAAUAUGGAGAUCGACGGAUACAUUAUAUGAACACCAGAAAGAGAGGAAUCAACACUCUUAUCAAUAUAAUGUCUCGUUUCGGCAAACAGCAAGAAACCGAAUCGAACAUUACCCACAACGAACGUCUGGAAUUCCUUGGUGACGCCGUAGUUGAAUUCCUGUCGUCCAUACAUCUCUUCUACUCCUUCCCAGACCUCGAAGAAGGAGGACUGGCGACUUACCGGGCUGCUAUAGUUCAAAACCAACAUCUGUCAGUGCUAGCGAAAAUACUCAACCUGGAUCAAUAUAUGCUCUACGCUCACGGAUCAGAUCUUUGCCAUGACUUGGAGCUGCGCCACGCCAUGGCUAAUUGCUUUGAAGCUCUCAUGGGAGCGUUGUUUUUGGACGGAAAAAUUGAAAUUGCAGAUAUGGUCUUCUCGGCAACAUAUUUCCACGACAAACCUGAACUCUUCGAAGUAUGGGCCAAUCUUCCGCCGCAUCCUCUGCAAGAGCAAGAACCCCUGGGGGACAGAAAGUGGAUAGAAAAGUUCGACAUCCUCCAGAACUUAGUGAAGUUUGAAGAGUCCAUCAACGUGGAGUUUAAGCAUAUUCGUCUAUUAGCUAGAGCGUUUACCGACAGAAGUGUAGGAUAUACUAAUCUAACGAUGGGAUCAAACCAGAGGUUGGAAUUUUUGGGAGAUACGGUGCUGCAGUUGAUAGCUUCUGAUUAUUUGUAUAAGUACUUCCCUGAGCAUCAUGAGGGUCACUUAUCCUUGCUGAGAAGCUCUCUGGUCAACAAUAGAACUCAAGCUGUGGUGUGCGAUGAUUUGGAUAUGGCCAAGUACGCCAUUUACAACAACCCGAAAGCCGAACUCAAAACUAAAGACCGAGCAGAUCUGCUUGAGGCGUUUAUAGGAGCUUUAUACGUGGAUCAGGGCAUGGAGUUCUGUGAAGUUUUCUGUCAAGUGACCCUAUUCCCGCGACUUCAAGAUUUCAUCAUGAACCAGGACUGGAACGAUCCCAAAUCGAAGCUACAACAAUGUUGUCUUACUUUGCGAACUAUGGACGGAGGGGAACCGGAUAUCCCAGUUUAUAAAGUCAUUGAAUGCAAAGGUCCUACGAACACUAGAGUUUACACAGUGGCAGUGUAUUUUCGAGGAAGAAGACUCGCCAGCGCCAUGGGUCACAGUAUACAACAAGCAGAAAUGAAUGCUGCCAAGAAUGCUCUAGAAAUAUCGCACGACCUCUUUCCUCAACUGGACCACCAAAAAAGAGUCAUUGCCAAGAGUAUGAAGAAACAGAAGAAAGGAAGAAGUGUUUCGAAGUCACGAUCUGAGCAGUCAGCACCCAAAUCACCGAAACGGUAUUCGAGAAGCAGGUUUAAAAGAUCUUCAUCGAUGUCUAGCUCCAGCGAAUGAGAUAUGAACGUAACAUAAGACUUGCAAGAAGCAGGAACCAAGUUUAGAAGAUCUUCGUUGAAGUCUAGCUCCAGCGAUUGAGAUCUGAACGUAACAGAAACUUUGGUCCUUGUUUCGAAAGCAUCAAACCUGCAGAAUGAUUUUAUUGCUUGGUAUGGGUUUUGCCUUUAUCCAGCACGUUUUUGGUACAGCUGCUGUAGUUGAACUAUUUGAAUAUUGUUCAGAAGCUAUUUUCUUGUGGCAUGUUAAUACAAUUUACUAUUUAGGUUGGGAAAAAUCCACGAUUUUACUUUAAAAUUCGAUUUCCACUUCGGAAAUCAUUCUCAAAAUACAAAAAAUUAACAAAAUAAACAAAUUUUGUUUUUGUUGCUUGGUAAAAAAAUCUUCUAAUAAUUUAAUCUGACUCAUUCAUAUUGACAAUUUAGACAUAUAUUAUACAUUUUAAAGUGGAUGACUUUAAAAUGAUAUGGUCAAUAUUUUAGGUUGCCUUCCUGGGACGACUUUAUUGGAAGAUAAUUCAUUCGAUUGUUUUUUUAAUAACUCCCAGUAUAUUUACAAUCUGUCACAUAUCAUAUAUAAUAUUAAAGGACAAAAAGUAAAUGAUCGGAUAUUUACAUUGGACAUGUAGGAAAUAUUUCCAGUGAAUUAUUUCCUUUACAUAAUUAACCUAUUUAUUUAAAACCGUUAUUUGUUUGUUAUUCUGAGUGCACUUAGUUAAACCUGCUUAUCAGGUCCGUUGGUUUAAAUUUUUUUAAGCGGCGCACUUCACCUAUGGUAUUAAAUAGAUCACUCGCGAGGGGGUUCACAUGCGUAUUCACUCUAUCCCGAUAUUUUUCACUAUGUCGUUUUAUUUCACUUUUGAUGGUGGGGACUUCUAAGUCUCUUUCUAUUGCUGUAUUUGGCACGUACCAGGGGGCAUUGACUAUUAUUCUUAAAACCUUAUUUUGGAACCUUUGAAGUAUUUCUAAGUUUGAAUGUGACGCUGUGCCCCAUAGCUGGAUUCCAUAUGUCCAGAUUGGUUUUAGAAUUGAUGUAUAUACAAGUAUUUUGUUUUGAAUGGUCAGUUUAGAUUUCCUGCCGAUAAUCCAGUAUAGUUGCUGCAGUCUAAGUCCUAGUUGUUUUCGCUUGUUGAAUAUAUGUGUCCGCCAUGUGAGGCGUUUGUCUAGGUGCAUGCGUAAGUAUUUCACACUAUCAGCUUGUGCUAAUUGGCUGUUAUUUAGUUUCACUGGUGGACACUGAUCUCUUUUCAUCGUGAAAGUAACCUGUAUUGAUUUGGAUUCAUUCGCUUUUACUUUCCACUUUUUUAGCCAUACUCCUAUUUUGUUCAAGUUUGUUUGUAGGUUUCUUUUAGCUCCUGUAGGAUUGUGAUGGGAGGCUAGUAUUGUUGUAUCAUCAGCAAAUGUUGAUACUGUUGUUUGUUCUGUAGUGGGAAUGUCUGCCGUGUACAAUAAAUAUAAUAUUGUACCCAAGGUACUACCCUGUGGUACUCCAGAUUCUAUGUGGUAGAUGUUAGUAUAUUCAGACUGCUGUUUUACUAAGAAAAAUCUGUUAGUUAUGUAUGAUUUUAAUAAUGGAUAGAAGUUGUGAGGUAAACCUUUUUUUAUUUUAUACAAUAGUCCAGGAUGCCACACCUUAUCAAAAGUUUGGCUAAUAUCUAUGAAUGCGGCUGAACAAUACCUUUUCUUUUCUAAGUCAUUGCUAAUUUGUUUAACGACUCUGUGGACUUGUUCUAUUGUGCCAUGUUUUGCUCUAAAGCCAAACUGAUGAUCUGGUAUGAGCUUUUUUUCCGUUAAUAUUGGCUGCAUUCGCUUGAGUAGAAGUUUCUCAAAUAUUUUUGAUAAGAUUGGCAAGAGACUGAUGGGUCUGUACGAGCAUAUUUCAUUAGGGUUUUUACCUGGUUUGGGAAGCAUUAUUAUUUCUGCUACUUUCCACUGAUUUGGAAAGUAGCUCAGCCUUAGCAUUGCGUUAAAAAUUUGUAGUAAUGCUGUUAUUCCUUUUCUAGUGAGUUUUUGCACUAUAAUGCCGGUUAUUAGGUCAUAGCCCGGUGCUUUUUUUGGUUUAAUUUGGUGUACAAUUACAUCUCUUAUUUCAUUGUAUUUAAAGUUGCUUAUGGGCUGUUCCAUUUGAAGAGGUGACUCCAGGUAGUUUUGUAUGUCGUCCAUGUCUUCUUGUGUACUCUCUACUUCAUUUGGUUUAAACACAUUUGAUAGGUGAAGUGCAAAUGCAUUGGCUUUUUCUUUGUCGUUUCUGGCCCAUUUCCCCUGUUGAUCUUUUAUAGGGGGAAUAUGUUGUUGUGGCCUGUUCAAUUUUCUUGUUGCUCUCCAGAGUGAGUAGUCUGUUGCUUCCGUUGGCGUUAGGUUUUCGAGGUAUGCCUGAACCGAGUCAUUUUUCAUCGUUAACAGAAGUUUUUUUAGGUCCUUACUUGCUUUAUUGAGGUUUUUCUUAUUUGCUGCUGUCCUUCUUUGCUGCCAUUUCUUGCGUAGUCUUCUCUUUUCAUCAAUUUGGCCUUUUAUUAUGAUUGGGUUUGCGUCGAUUUUAUCACUGUCUUUUUAUAUCGGAGUUGCGACCCAACCCGCAGUUUGAAUGGAAAUUGUUAGUUUUUUUAAUGCUACUUCUAUGUCCUCGGUUGUUUUAAGAGGAAUUUUGAGAUCUAUACAUGCAUCCACCCGUUCCUGGAAGGUGUCCCAAUUUGUUUUAUGAUUGCAUACUAUAAGUUUUUUUGGUCGCCCUACUAUUCCCUCAAGCAUGGUUAAGAGUAUUGGUGAAUGAUCAGAUGAUAGAUCAAAGCUUGACUGUAUUUUGAGUUGUUUAGUAUUAAUGCCUUUUGUUACGAAAAAAUCUAUGGCAUCUGGUGUUUUCUGUGGAUCACUGGGCCAGUAUGUGGGUUCUCCUCUGGCGAAGUGCUUUAAGUUACUGUGAUUUAUAGUUUGAAGUAAUUCUCUACCUUUCGUAGUUAUUAGUCUGGAGCCCCAGGCUUUGUGUUUGGUAUUAUAGUCUCCUCCUGCUAUGAAUCUGUUUCCAAGCGUUUCGAAGAAAUUAGAGUAUUCUUGUUUUUUAUUGUUAUGUUUUGGAGGACAAUAGACUGCAGAAACUUUUAGAAUACCGCUUCCAGUAUUUAGAGCAACUGUUGUUGCUUGCAGGUGAUCUUUCGCAUAGUUUGUUUCUUCGUUGUGGUUUAUAUUGCUGCGAAUUAUAAUUGCAGUUCCACCAUGGGCUGCUCCAUCUGGGUGAUUUGUUUGGUAGAUAUUAUAUUUUGCGAUUUUCAUGUAAGACUUUUUAGUAAAAUGCGUCUCUGCUAGUAACAUGAUGUCUAUUUUGUUUUCUUUGAGAAACGUCAUUCGAUUAUAUGAAAUCAACUUUAACUUAAGAAUACCUGUCAGAAAAAUCAUAGUAUCUGAUUUGUCUUAAACACAACCACAUGUAAUGAUGACAGUAAAAUUCUCCGGUUAGUGAUUUUAUAGUAAGUCAUGAAGACAAAUCCAAGAAAAAGCUCAGGAUACUAUUCCGACAUGUUAAGUAUUUGGUCUUAUAUUUAGUUUACUCUGAAUAUUAACACCAAAUUCUGAGUUUUAUGUGUAUGUUAUUUUAAAACAUACGUGUAUCCUUGGCUUUGUUAUUUGCUUAAUAAUAGUGGUAUUUUUUGUGUAUUAAUUUCCUCUUUUAAUAUGGGUAACCAUACCCUACUGCAUUCUGCCGAGGAAUUUGCAACGCAAUUGGUUUCAUUUAGCAUAAUUAGAGCCGCUUAUUUGAUUUUUCUCCUUUUACUAUCUGUUUCUUUCAGGACUAUAGGUACUUGAAUCUUUCCAUUUAACUCUAUGUUCAGUUCCCCAUGCGUCUUUACAUAUUUGAGAUAUAUCAAAUUAUCUAUUAAUGAUGUAAGAUCGAAGUUUACUUAUUCGUCAUAUAUGAUCAUUAUUUAGUGCUCUUGAUGUUUCACGUUAAUAAAAAUGUUCGCAUUCAAACGGUAUUUUAUAAAUAAAAUUCUUUGUUCUUUCUUGUUCAUUGUUAGGUUUAGUUUUAAAUAACAUACUAAAAUCUAGUAGUCCAUAGAUCCAUAGUACUACUUUAGAAGAAUUUUUUACCAAAUAACAAAAACAGUCUGUUUAAUUUAUCAAUAUUUUGUAUUUUGAGAACGAUUUCCUAAGUGGAAAUCGAAACGCCAAAUAAAGUUAAUUUUAAAGUAAAAUUGCUGCUCUUAUUCCCAAUAAGGAAUAGCAAAUUGAACUCCCUAGUUGAUCUAGUUAUUUAUGUACCAACUCAUUAAAGUGACUAUUUAUCGAACGGGUCUGACAUUACGAGCAGAGCGAGCGAAGCGAGCGAGACGAGUAACAGACGAGUUCGAUAGUCUUUACUGACACGGUGCAUAUAAAAUUUUAUCGCCAACCAUAAAAACAUUAACAAAUAGUCAUAUUAUUUCGUUUAAUCUAUUUAUUGCACAAACUUUAUUUAUAAAAAUUUCAUAUGACAGUGAUGACAGAUGACUUUUGCACGAUGACCGCUUUCGAAUUUUAGUCGAUAGUUAUCAAUAUUGAAUAAUUACCAAAUCGAUAAAGUUUUGAUUUAUUUUAUAUGAACAUAAAUACAAAAUACUACAGAAUUUCACUUUUUGACAUAAAUUUAAUUAAUAAUAACGUAAAUUUUGAACAAUAUUUUUUAUAAUUAAAGUAAAUAAAUUUUAAGUUCACUCAAACAAUCGAUUACUGCCAUCGACUACUUACAUUCAAUCUCUUUUAACUUGAUCCAUAUUUUUGCUACAGGUAAAGUUCUUCUCUUUUCAGUAUAAUAAAGUGUUACUUUACUGCCGCAAAUGAGUACAAUAAUGAAUGACUUUAGUGACGGUUGGCGAUAAAAAUAUUUUACCAACGAUGGAGAACAAAUUUUUUAAUCAGUAUAUAUAGGCUAUUGACUAUAUUCAAAAUAAGACAGCUAAAAGGAACUACAACGUUAACGGGGUUUUAUUAUUUCAUAUGGUCAAUGGACAUCUAUAUAUGAAAAAACCGCGGAGUGCUACCAUUUAAAGGGGUGCGUUUUUGAGAUAUGGGUGAAUUAGUUCCUUGGCACAGGUUACAUUAGGGUGAGUUCUAUGCACUUUUGGUACAAACAUAUCUACAUAAAAAUUGUUCCUGGUUAAAUUUCCUAUCUAAAUAUCACUUUUUAAAGUCAAUGAUACUUUUUUUUACAAAAAUAUGUUCAAAAGAAAAAGCACAAAGAAACCAAAAAGAAAGAAAUUUUGUUUUUUGUCCCAUAACUUUUGUCCACGAGGAUAUAGGUAUAGACAUUGCUUUACAGAUAAAAAACCUACAUAUUUCUUCUUUCAAAUUUUGUUUAGUAGAGGUAAUUAUGAUUUAUAGUUUUCGAAAUAUGAUUUUUCAAAGUUCGCCACUCACAGCAAUUCUGGGCAAUUUUCCUUGUUAGUUCGCAAAUAUUGUUCUGUAACUUUUUUCUACGUAACUUUAGGUACAGUAGGAAAAAUGAAAGAAUACCCAUGAACUAACCUAUAAAACACGCUGUAUUUUUCUUUCACCGUGUCACACAAAAAAUUGGCCAGCGCAGUUACAUGUAAUAAUUAUUAUUACAUGUACUUGCACUGGGCAAUUUUCUUUGUGACACGGUGACAGGAAAAUACACGUGUUUUAUAUGUUCGUUCAUGGGUAUUCUUUCAUUUUUCCGACUGUAUAUGCGAUGAAACACGUAAUAUGAAUAAAUAUCAAUUACCUUUAAAAUGGGCUACUGUAUAACGUUGUACGACUUUUUUUUAAAGAGAUUAUGGUUUUUCAAGGUUUUAUACUUUUAACGAUUUUUUGUAAUAUAAUAUAAAAACAAAAUAAUAUUGUAUAAUAUAUUAUAUAUUAUGUAAUAUUAUAUUAUAUAUUAUAUAUUAUAUUUUAUAUAUUAUAUAUUAUAUAAUACGUAAUAUAAAAAAAAAUAUUAUUUUUUACGAUUAUUUUUGAAUGAGAUAUUAUUUUUCAAAAUGUAAUAAGUACUUGCCACGAUUUUUGAUUUUAGGAUUAUUUUUUAAAUUUCUCAUUAUAACUUUUUUUUCUUGUACAUGAAUAUACUAUAUAUUGCUCAAUAAAGAGGGCUUACUUUGUGUUCUUUAAAAUGGUGUAUCAUCUAUAUUUAAAUAAUGAAAACCGAGUGAUUCUUUGAUAUUUUUUUACCUGUAUUAUUUAAAAUUAUUUCUAUUACAAAAAUUACAUAAACAUUAGGUCGGUCUUGACGGUCCAGUUAGCUGGGGCUCAGUCGAUCGACAAGUUUAGUGGAUUUGCGAUUUGCGGUCGCUGGUUCGAGCCUCAGCUAGGUCAUGAAAUUUAUAAAAGGCCAACGCCGUAGUAUAAAACUCAAUAGAGUCUACGGCUUGGUCUGGAAUAAACUGGCCUCUGAUCGGCCUAUGGGGGAGCGGUACGGGAAGGGAUAAGGGCUUCCGGCUUGGUGAUACUCCUCCAUAGAUCCCUACCGAAGGGCGUUGACGCCUAAGAACGGUGUAUACAUACAUACAUAAACAUUAGUCGUAGAAAAAAUCACUUUAGUUAAAAAUUUUUAAACGUUGACAUUUAAAAAAUUUUCAAAAUCAAAGUCCAUCUCUUCGUUAGCAUUAGCUUCAAUAUCUUCCUCUGAUACCUCAGUUAUCUAGAGUUUCCACAAUUAGUACCAAUGCACAUGCACCCUUUGCAGAAUCUUGAACUACUAAUUCCUAUCUUCCUACAACCGCAGUUUUUUGUACAUCCUUUGGUACAUUUACAUGCUAUUUUUUUAAGCAAAGCUUGUGCAGGUGCAGGAGCUUUGACAGUAAAUAUUGGAAUUAAUCCAUAUUUUGAAGUUUGCCCGGCCGAGUCAAGUGGAUCCAAAGUAUUACCUAUCAAAAAUAAGAUUCAAUCAUAACAUACACUCACAUAAAAAAGUUAUAAUGAGGAAUUUAAAAAAUAAUCCUAAAAUCAAAAAUCGUUGCAAGUAUUUAUUACAUUUUGAAAAAGCAUACCUUAUUCAAAAAUAAUCCUAGAAUUUUUUAUAAUACACCAUUUUAAAGUAAACAGAAUAAGCUUUCUUUUUUAUUAUAUAAUAUAUACCUAAAUGUAGAAAAAAAGUUAUAAUGGGAAAUUUAAAAAAUAAUCGUAAAAAAUAUAAAAACUCGUUAAAAGUAUAAAGUCUUGGAAAAGAUAACCUCUUUAAAGGAAGUCUUACAACAUUAUACAGUAGAAAAUUUUAAAGGUAAUUAAUUUCUACUCAUCUUGCAUGUACCAUUGCAUAUGCCUAAAGUUACGUAGAAAAAAGUUACAGGACAAUAUUUGCAAAAUAACAAGGAAAAUUGCCCAAAAUUGCUGUGAGUGGCUAACUUCGAGAAAUCAUAUUUCGAAAACUGUAAAUCCUAAUGACCUCUACCAAACAUCAUUUUAAAGACAAAAUAUGUAAGUUUUUUUUCUGUGAAGCAAUGUCUAUACCUAUAUCCCCGUGGACAAAAGUUAUGGAACAAAAAACAAAAUUUAUUUCUUUUGGGUGUCUUUGUGCUUUUUCUUUUGAAUAUAUUUUUGUAAAAAAAGUAUCUUUGACUUCAAAAAGUUAUAUUUAGAUAGGAAAUUUAACCAGGAACAAUUUUUAUUUAGACAUGUUUGUACCAAAAGUGCAUAGAACUCACCCUCAUGUAGCCGGUGCCCAGGGACUAAUUCUCCCAUUUCUCAAAAACGCACCCCUUUAAAUGGUAGCACUCCGCGGUUUUUUCAUAUACAGAGAUUCAUUGACGAUAAUAAAACCCCGUUAACGUUGUAGUUCCUUUCUACAGUACAUAAUCAAUAGCCUAAUAGGCUUGUUGGAUCCUUGAAAGCAGUAACCCUAUUUAAAUAAAACCUAGAAGUAAUUUUGACACCAUUUCAAAUUGAGAAACGUUAAAAAAAUUAUGCAGAUUCAAUUUUGUUACCCAACGUUAAUUGUUUAAUUAUACGUGAAAUCGCGAAAACGCUUUUUUACCUAACGUAGAUGACAGAAAUAUACGUUAAAAGGUACUAUAAAUAAAAAUAACAGUGUGUUUUUACGUUUAUCUGAAAAUGAAAGAUCUGUCUGUUAAUGAUUCCUUUUAAGUUUCUUUUCAGUGCAAAUUAAUGAAAAUUUGUUCAUUUAUGUUUUAAUUACUCCAUACUUGGUAUACGCCCGUAAUACGCUUAAACUCUAACGUAAACAACGUCUUUAACUCAUGACAGAUGACAAAAAUAGACUUGAAAAAUGUUAUAAAAUGAAGGUAAAAGUUUGUAUGUACGUUCAUUUAGAAGUAUGAUCUGUUUGUUCAUGGUUCCUUUGGGUUUCUUUCUUUCUUUUUAGUCCAAAUGACUGAAAAUUGGAAUAAAUUUGUUUUUAGUGGAAAUGGAUGAACAUCCGUUGAUUUGAUAAUCAAGAUCAUCCAUCAAAUAUUAACAAAUUUGUUAACUUAUCAAGAAUAUAUGUUCCACUGGAUGUAUAAUUUAGUUUUUGCUAGUAGAAAACUCUGUUAGAUAUUGUGUAUAUUGGUGCCACUGUAGUGGCAAUUAAUUUUUAUUAUUUCAGUAAAGCAACCAUUGUUUAUGCCAUUAUUAUAUAUUUUAUUAAAACAAAAUCAAUGGAAAAUUCCCAAUAGCUGGCUGUAUACCAUAAUUAAAAAUCAUACAGAACAAGUAAAAACUUCGUCUGUAUAAUGGUAUAAAAAGUUUAUUGAAGAACUAUUAAAAAGUCAUCCAAAAGGAUUCUCAAAACGUUCUCGAUCUAGAUCAGAUCAUCUUCAGUGCGUUCUACUUAGUAGAUGAAACUAGUAACCUUAUAGAAUAGAUGACAUCGAGAGAUAUGAUUUACAUUUCGAUUUUUUUUUUCGAAUUGUAAAUCAUAUUUCUCGAUGUCUCCUAUUCUAUAAGGUUGCUAGUUUAAUCUACUAAGCAGAACGCACUGAAGGUGAUCUGAUCUAGAUCGAAAACGUUUUGCGAAUCCUUUUGGAUGCCUUUUUAAUAGUUUUUCAAUAAACUUUUUAUACCAUUAUACAAACGAAGUUUUUACUUGUUCUGUAUGAUAUAUUUUAUUGUUUUAUUUAAUUCUUUUAGUACCACAAACGGGUAUUAUGCUUCUUUUCAUGAGCAUUUUUCAGUGCGUCACAAAUGAUAGAAAAAAAGGUAAGUCCGUGAUAAUAUACAUUUUAGUGACAUGACAUAUUAGUUAAAUCUGACAGUUGUCACAUUUUAUAUGCAAUUUGGCAUUACAUCAAAUCAAUUGUGUUUAUUGCAUUUAUAAAAUGGUAUUUUCUUUGAUUUGUAUAGUCUUAUAAAUUGAACAGAUUAUAUUCGUAGAUAUAUUAUAUAAUUUUUUUUCGAUUAUAGCGCCAUCUAUUGACAACUAGAAUAAAUGUUAUAAAUAUCACCGACGAAAUGUAAUCACCGACGUGCGUUUUAUUCUGUCACAUGCAAUUUAAUGCGUUAGAAAGAAAUCGAAAAACUGUGACGCACUGAAAGAUCCUCAUGAGAAAAAGCAUACUCGGGUAUUUUUGGGCUCGUUUCCUUUUAAGUUUCUUUUUAGUGCAAAUUAAUGAAAAUUUGUUCAUUUAUGUUUUAAGUACUCCAUACUUGGUAUACGCCCGUAAACGCUUAAACGCUGACGUAGAAAACGUCUUUAACUUAUGACAUAUGACAAAAAUAGACUUGAAAAAUGUUAUAAAAUGAAGGUAAAAGUUUGUAUGUGCGUUCAUUUACAAAAAUGAUCUUUUUGUUCAUGGUUCCUUUGGGUUUCUUUAUUUCUUUUUAGUCCAAAUGACUGAAAAUUGGAAUAAAUUUGUUUUUAGUGGAAAUGGAUGAACAUCCGUUGAUUUGAUAAUCAAGAUUAUCCAUCAAAUAUUAACAAAUUUGUUAACUUAUCCAAUUUGCAUCUUGCUGAAUAUUUUAUUUCAAGAAUACAAUGUUCCACUGGAUUUAUAAUUUAGCUUUUACUAGUAGAAACUCUGUUAGAUAUUGUGUAUAUUGCUGCCACUAUAGUGCAAUUAAUUUUAAUUACUCCAAUAAAGUAACAAUUGUUUAUGCCAUUAUUAUAUAUUUUAUUGUUUUAUCUAAUUCUUUUAGUAUCACAAAGGGGUACUACUCGGCAGUGGUGUCAUGGUGCCGGAACGCACCGGAACGCCGUUCCGGCACUGGUUAAGAGAAGAAAAAAAAAUAAAUGAAAAAUUUAGGUUUUGUAAAUAAAACGCAAUAUAGAAAACGCUAUCUAUAUUUCGAUACAGUACAAUGAUUCACCCAACGAUUCACUCCGCCCUCCGGGUGAAUCGUUGUAGGCCUACUACUGCCUAGUGCACGAAAACCAGAGUGUACGGCCACGACCACUUUUUUGACCUGUUAGAAUUGAAAAGAAUGAACAAUGUUGAUAUUGGAAUCGGGCUACACUCUAGAAAUACUGAUGCAGAAAUAAUUGCAGAGUCAACAGCUGUAGGCUCAAAAUCUAAUCUAAUAAUGUAUUUAAAAUGUGAGUUCAGCAAAGAGUAGAAUCCUCAUUUUUGUUCUUAGAGUUGAUUGAACUGAGCAGUCAAACAUCUCAGGUAAUUGUUGAAAGUUUGCUAAGCUGUUUGAAAAUAAGCGGAUUUGAUGAUGAUUACUUGAAAGAAAAUUUUGUUUCAUUUGCAAGUGAUGUGCCAGCAUCAUGUUGGGUAAAAAAUCAGGUAUAGCUGAGAGAUUGCUUGAGAUGUACCCAGAUAUUUGGCAUUGCAUGAAUCAUAGACUAAAAGCUAGCCUUAAGUCAUGCAGUUGAUGAAGUUGGGUCCGUAAAUCAUUUUCAAAUAUUUAUGGAUAAUAAAAUAUAUACUCCAUCUACAGAAGUCACCGAAAGACCAGCGUGAACUCUUCAAGUGUGCCACAAACCUGGAACAACUCCAAAAACUUGGAAAAGUUUUGGGACUCGAUGGGUUGCAAGUUCUUAUCGUGCAGUUUCGGCUGUAUGGUAUGGUUACUCUGCCAUUUACAACCACUUUGAAAAGGCGAAGACAGACAAGAACAGAAGUUCCACUGAAAGAUCUAUGUACUGUGCCCUAUCAAGGCAAUUUUCAUCAUUACAGUUUCUGUUAAAUUUAGCCAUUAUGUAUGACAUUUUGGCGGAACUUUCGAUGCUUUCAGAGACUUUGCAAAACAGAGAAACUACGGAACUUUCGAUGCUUUCAGAGACUUUGCAAAACAGAGAAACUACUGUUGUUUAUGCUGAUAAAUUGAUCAGAAGCAUUGAAUUUUUUGAAACUCUGAAAGAAAAGCCUGGAACCAAGAGCCUUGAGGCUUACAUUGCUGAGAAGGACGGUAAUUUCAACAAUGUCCCCAUUACAAACAAUCCAAAAAUUGCGACUAUCAACUACAAACAACUGAUAACAAGUGUGAUAAACAAUUUAACUAGAAGAAUGUUUACUACUUAAUCCAGUCAUGAGUCAACAUCAAGCGCCUCUUCGAACUGUAAGCAACAAUAUGAUUCUCUUCUGUCUGAUUUAAAAAUACUGUAAAAAAGUUAAGGAAAGUGCGUUCCGUGCUAAUUUUGCCAUGACACCACUGCUACUCAGGGGUUUUUGGGGUCGUUGAACAUGAAUAUUAUGAUGGCGAUGGUCUCCCAGGUACCUGGUAGCCAGGAUGGUCAUCGUCUACUGGAGUUUUAUGGAAAUACGAUACAAAAUCGGUGGAAAGUCGUUGCUCGGGAGAGUUUGCGACUGCUGAACACGAAUGUGAUGACGUAGCCCUAUCCGAAGAGAAUUUCACUGAAACUACACCACCAAAAAGAUCUCAAUAAAAAUUCCUAUUUAAUAAAAAAAUACAAUCAAUAUUAUUAUAAUGCUACGACUUAAAUUAACUGAAGUAUGUAUUCAGGAGAGAAGUAGAGGAGUUAGGCAGGGAUGUAUUAUGUCUCCAUUACUAUUUUAUGUAUUUAGUGAAGCCAUUUUUGAAGAAGCAUUACUAUUUCUAAGUGAAGGAAUAAUAAUUAACGGAAGAUCUAUUAACAACAUAAGAUAUGCAGAUGACAUAAUGAUAAAUAAAGUGCAGGGCACUCGUGAGCAGUUCACGAGAUUUUGUCUUGGCACCAGCGAGGGUACUCGUGUCCACAAUUGUGUGUACGUGGCACUUAACCUAUUAAUUAUAGUUAUUAGCGGUUAUCUUGUCUUAUUUACCGCUGAUAUAUGGAUCAUGUUUGUGGCGCCGACAGUACUUCUCUGUUUUAAUCAAAGAAAUCAAACUAAUGGAAGUGGUACUUGUCAAAUUUUUUGAAGCCUUUACUUUGCCCCUAUUUGCAAUACAGAUUUCUUUCGUGGCGUAGAUAUUAAUCAUUCAGCCAAUCGCAAUAAUCAGAUUAUAAUGUAAUGUGUAGUGUGUGUUGAGAAAAUGUCUUGUUACUUAGUAAAGUCGACUUCAUUGUCUUUACAAAAGAGACGCUUAUUGUAUCCGAACGUCUGCGGUCAGGUGAGUGCCGAUCACACAAGGAUAGAAAUUAUUUUUAUUUAUUAAAUUUUUAAUAAAAACGAAUUUUUCACCCAGCGGGGUUUCGAACUCACAACUCUUGGAUCCAAAAGUUGGCUUUCUUACCACUGAACCACAGAGAUGGUAAGAAGAACAAUUAUUGAUUUGCCUAAUGGUAAAUUUUUGCAAUGCUUACGGCUUACAGUCGUUGUAACCGGUUUAAAAUGCUUGUGUUUCUUUUCACAGGUAAUAAACCUUUUAUAUUUACCGUGUUAUUUUAAAUUAAUAACUUGUCCUGCUAUAGUUUCCCACUGAAGAUGCAGAACUUUUAAAAGUUUGUGUUACUGCAACAAAAAUAAAUUAAUUCUUUCCUCAAUGCAAAUGGCGGACUUAGCUUCACUUAAUCUGUAUCUUUUAGAUAGGAGUUGUUUAUUUAUUGGUUUAAUCUCUGGUUAUUUCAAAUUUACAUCAGGUUUGUUCCAACCCAUCACAAAUACCGUUCUUGAAUGGUUACGAGUAUGCGCAGUAACGAAAAAUGUGUUACUACUCGUAAUCAUUCAAGAACGGUAAUGUGACGGAUUGGAACAAACCUAUCGACUUUGACAGUUUUGAGGUGAACAUCGACAUUUUACUUUGACAUAUGGUUUUGACUUUGACAUUUGACUUUGACAUUUGACUUCGACAUUUGACUUUGCCAUUUGCCUGUAGCAUUUCUCUUCCAAAACAUUUUAUUCUAAAUAGAAAAUUUUAUAGAUUAAUUUUUUUUUUGUUUUUUCCUCUUUUUAUUCGAGGUUUUUCACAUUAUGUUCUUUAUCGUGUAAAACAUGAUUUUAUGAUUGCAAUUAUGUUGUUAAAUUAGCAACAAUUUCGAUAUGAAUACAGUCGCAUCUAAGUAGAAAAUAUGGCCCAUCCUUAUUUUUAGAUCUUGUUGUUUUUAUCAAAAAAUUGCUGUGAUUUCAUGUAAUUAAAAUAAUAAUAAAUUGUUUCUUUAUA
Messenger RNA from Diabrotica virgifera virgifera (western corn rootworm), 17391 nucleotides. It is a transcript of the gene drosha, whose product is annotated as ribonuclease 3. The coding region runs from base 236 to 3982 and encodes 1248 amino acids. Gene Ontology annotation, biological process: regulation of gene expression; rRNA processing; primary miRNA processing. Gene Ontology annotation, molecular function: double-stranded RNA binding; ribonuclease III activity. Gene Ontology annotation, cellular component: nucleus. The transcript is spliced from 17 exons. Lineage: Eukaryota; Metazoa; Arthropoda; Insecta; Coleoptera; Chrysomelidae. The record is from RefSeq and is a predicted model, not a curated record.